AGACAUAGAUGUUGUCAAUGCGAGCGCGUCCGUUGCGCUGUCGCCGUUUUCGUCGUUGUGUGGUUAUUUUUAAGAGAAAUGUUACUUAAACACUCGUGAUAAUUCUAACUUUGCGCAAAUCAAAACAAAAGUUCCAACAUUUUUUCAAAAUGUAUUCUCUCCUAAAGGAAGUUUUUUAAUAAGUGCAAAUCUAUUUUACAAAGUGAACAAGGAGAGAGAGAAAGAAUAUAGACGCGAAAGCAGAAGGUGGUGGUGUGACCGACGAUCGAUCGGGGACCCUCUUUCUUUCUUUCUUUCUUUCCUAUUUUUUUGUUCUUUUUAUUAAUCGAUUCCUUUUUUACAUCCCGCCGUAGUCAAUCUUUUCUCAAGUAAUAAUAAUAAUAAUCAUCAUCAUUAUCAUCAUCAUCAUCAAGAGAAACAACAAAUAUAAAUAAAAAUGGGAUCGAUAGUAUUGAAAUCCUUAUCCGUAUUACUCGGUAUAUUUUUCGUUUUUGUCGGUACAAUGAAAUUAACGUCCCACAUUAGCAAAGAUCUGCAUAAAGAUUUGAGAAAAGAAUACGUUAAAUAUGCUAAAGUAUUUCCAUUAUCUACCACGUUGGAUUUCAAAGUUCCGAGCAAAUGGUACAGAAGAGUGGUUGGCUCGCUUGAAAUCAUCUGCGGUCUUGCCAUGGCAAUAAUUCCAAAUUACAAGGUGAAAAAUUUAUCGAAUGCGGUAUUACUCUUUCUGAUGCUGAUGGCUGUCUAUUCUCACUAUAUGGUAAACGAUAGAUUUGAAAGAAUUGCGCCAGCUUUGGUGUUCUUUUUUAUGCUGACGGGUCGAUUGGUGAUAGAUUGGCAAUUACGACGAGAAGAUGCACAACCGGUUGCAGCUAAUGGGCUAGAUGAUAAAACUAGAAAACAAGACUGAAUUUAUUUAUUCGAAUAUUGAAUCUGGCAAACUCAAUCUAUCUGUCUCUUUCACACAUUUUGCAAAAGAAGCAAAUUUAAAAAGUCAAGAUAGAAUAAUAUUUUGUCGAUGAGAGUAAAGAAAAUUGAAAAUACUAAAAAUAAUGAUUACACUGAACGUGCGAACCAAAAGAAAACUAAAUAGAUGGAAUGUCGAACGUUUAUUUCUAAUAUUGUAAUAUCCGUUUUGAUGGACAGUUGAUGGAUACAAUAUUUUCGAUAGAGAAUAUUUAAGAAAAUAUAUUACGUCCUUUUUUUUUUUUUUUUACGUAUAUAGAAAUAUUGACAUUAACAUAACAGCGUAAAACGCAAGGAGUUUGUUUAAAAAACUCUCUAUUUCAGCAAAGUCUGCAAAAUAUGUUAAUUAAGACACGAGUAAAGUAAAAUUUGGUUCCAUCUAUUAGAUGACAUUAGAAUGCUUCUAUAUUAGAAAUUAAUUAGAUAUACCUAUAAUUUAUUCAUUCACAUCGUCUAGCAAUGAAAAUCUGAAUAUUAGUUAAGCACAAUUAACUGCCACAGAAAAGAAAUGUGUUCUCCUUUAAUAUCGUAAUUGAAUGUGUGUGUACAUAAUAACGUAUAAAUCUGCUAUACUCUACAAAAAAAUAUAUCAAGUGCACGAUUUAAAAUAUAUAUAUAUCUACUUUAAGUAGUAUAUACAUACAUAUAUAAAAGUAAAAAAUAUAUAUAUGUAUCGAAUUUAUUGGACAAAUAUGUAGAGUCAUAAGCAACAUUACUACGUUCCAUCAAAAAAAGUUAUAAUUAAGAAAAAAUUAAUCACAGUACACUUUUUCGUAAAGACAUUUUGGAAGGAAUCUGAUCGUUAUUACAAAAACGAUAAAAAAAUCAAUUAUGAUUACCUGUGUGUUUA
Molecule: messenger RNA, 1813 nt
Organism: Polistes dominula (European paper wasp)
Lineage: Eukaryota; Metazoa; Arthropoda; Insecta; Hymenoptera; Vespidae
Product: putative acetylcholine receptor chaperone
Biological process (GO): positive regulation of protein localization to cell surface; chaperone-mediated protein complex assembly
Cellular component (GO): endoplasmic reticulum
Source: RefSeq, a predicted model, not a curated record